This is a messenger RNA of Stylophora pistillata, 2957 nucleotides long. RefSeq names its product Krueppel-like factor 6. The record is from RefSeq and is a predicted model, not a curated record. Lineage: Eukaryota; Metazoa; Cnidaria; Anthozoa; Scleractinia; Pocilloporidae. Gene Ontology annotation, molecular function: DNA-binding transcription factor activity, RNA polymerase II-specific; RNA polymerase II cis-regulatory region sequence-specific DNA binding. Gene Ontology annotation, biological process: regulation of transcription by RNA polymerase II.
ACCGUUUGCCCAAUACGUUGAAGGUGAUGAUGAAACUUGUCUUAACUCUUACGAUGUAUAAGACGUGAAAGUUUUUAGAAUUCACAAAUUUCUUUAAAAAAUCGCGUAUCUCGUAACCCUUCUUUCACUUUCUUGUAUCUUAAUUAUCAAAUAAAACAAGACCCUCAGGGCGAAUGAUUCAAGGUACUUCAAUCUCCACAGUUCUUCCCACGCCAGCGGAUUGCCAUUUGAGUGUGAAAGCCAAAGGACACAGACUUUGAGGCUACCGACUUCCGAGUGGCUCAGGUCAAGGAGAGGUGGAAAACAUGUCCCAAAAUACCGCAGGGAGAGUAAAUCAAGGGAUUUUAGAGCUUCAAGAUCUCUGUAGCGAGGUUGAUUAAGUUUACUUUGGUCGACGUAAUUGGGUAGAAUUUGUAAACGUUAUGUUUGUCUGAUAAUUCUUUCCAGUGUGGCAGGUUUCAAUUUCACACAUCAAUACAAACUCAGACUUUGUUCUUCUAUAUCCAAUCACGAAAUUAAUCUUUACCUACAAACGCGUGGUAUGACCGAAGAGGAUAUGUUAUUUUCAAGAUGAAUUAUUGUUGACUGUAUGGUGCCCAUCGCAUUGAAGACUUUUAAACUUAAAACGUGACAAUAUAAACGCGGACUCUUCGAGACAUCCACACAAAAGCGGAAGUUAGAAAUAACUUAUCGCGGUAAACUCUUAACAGCUGAUAUGAACGUAGAACAAAGUCGCUUUCCCAUAAACACCGAUGUUGAAGACGAUUUUGAAAUUUUUGGCAUAGAUCUUAAAUUGUUUUACAAUAUUUGAUCUAUGUUUACUUUUGGAAACUGUUACGUAUCUACAAGUUUCUAAUGGGCAUUUCGCCCUUUCAAGAGCCAACUCAAACAACGAAACAUACAUAAACUUCCUGCAAAAGAUGUAUUUUAUUCUAAAUAUAUUGAAAGUAUGUUCUGCUCCGCUGAAUACUUCAACUGAUCGGGCGAGGCGAUAUAAAGGUGCGAAGAACUCGCAAAUAUUGUUUAAUCGUUUCGAGAAAUAUCGCUUUUCAGAUUUUCCGCACGUAUUGUUUUGACAUUCGAUGGACCGACAGGAUAAUUAUAGAUGCAAGAAUCGGUCGAUUCGUCAUGAAAGGCAUUUUCUUGGUUCAGUGGCGAUAAAAACAAAAGAUAAUUUGUUAUCUUUACAUAAAUUUUAAUUUUACAGAUCUAAUGACAAAUAACAAUAACUACCAUUUCCUUUGCAUUUCCCGAAAACAUGCUGAAUGAAGGUGACAAAUACGGCCACAAGCAAAAUAUCGCUGUUGGAACACACGCUCCAUUGCUUUCAGCAUCGCUUCACUGACGCUCAGCUUUCACUUCUACGCUGCUCUCCUGCGACAUGGAUCUGCAGUCUGCUCUUCCGUGCUCUUCAAUUUUCCACGAACUACAAACUGUUCACGACACAGGCUUUUUCUACUCGCUUCCAUCGCUUGAAGACGAUUGGGCACAGACAAGACUAGAAAUGGAUCGUUAUCUUUGCCCUGAACCAUCAUCUUUGGAUUGUAAAGACUCAAACUUAGGAAAUCCAGCUCCUUGGAACGAAUUUUUACUUCAACCUUUCGACGAGUCAAAUUUUCCAUUUGGCGACGACUGGGAUAUCAAACCCAUUGAUUUCACUUCAAUAGCUACCUUUCCCACAGUGCCUACGGUUCUUCCAGAAACUCCAACGGAAACCAAACCAUCUAUGGAGCUCCCAGUAAAACCUCUAAAGAUCAAAUUACCGACCCCAACGGGCUGCGAAGAGAUUAGCAAAAUUCCUAAGCCUGUUUUACCGCUAACUCCACCGAGCUCACCGGAGUCUCCUGUAGUUGUGUUUAGUAGCCCGAACCAGCAGAGAACAGGCAGGCCGAGUUCGCGCUCCCCUCGCGCGAGGGGAGGAAAUGGAGGUGCUAGAGCAAACAGCCCUAAAGACAAAGACUCGGAGAGCAAACGGCGAGUGCAUCGGUGUCAAUUUAGUGGUUGCCGUAAAGUUUACACGAAGAGCUCGCAUCUGAAAGCUCAUCAACGUACUCAUACGGGAGAAAAGCCAUACCGUUGUUCUUGGGAUGGAUGCAACUGGCGUUUCGCUCGCUCGGAUGAACUUACUCGCCAUUACAGAAAACAUACUGGAGCCAAACCGUUCAAAUGUGUUCAUUGUGAUCGGUGCUUUUCACGAUCGGACCAUCUAGCUCUACACAUGAAGAGACACGCAUAGGGAAGAUAGGUAGCAAAUAAUUCUAGGAAAAAUGAAUUUUGCAAUUUGGAAUUCAUCGCUCUCGGGUUUUCAUUCAAACGAAUUUGAAUUGCCAUCAAUAAUUCAGAAGCAAAACCCCAGGUGUGCGAAGUAGGUACCGCAAGUUGGUACGAGAUAUUCACGGAAACAUGUGAAUUCUUUGCAAUUCUUACGUAAAGGGGCGAUGGGGAAGCGAGUUGGGUUAAAUUUUACGGCGAAAGUUAUCUAGAGGAUUAGUAUCAUGGAACAAGUUCACUUAUUUCGGCGCCAAAAGAAGCUGAUAGAACAUGUAUUAGCAUAAAAUCCUGCGGAAAUGAAGCAGUGAAUAGAGGCAACUCCAAUGAGAGUAUUAUUCAAUUCAGGGACAGACCAUGUAUUAUUCUCAAAAUGAAAUUCAACACAGGAACUUCACAAAAUACCUCGCUUCAAGAGAAAAUAAAAACAUUAGAAAAUAUUCGUUCGUACAAAUAAGAAUAAGCCUCGGGGUAUGUAAUACCGAUGUAAACAAAAUUAGUCAUUCGUUCAUGUUGUACUAUGCAGGCUUAAUUCAAGUUAAAAACAUCAAAAGAAAAAGGAAAAAAAACUAAUAAGAACUUAAACGGACAAAGUCUAUGAUGUAAAUAUAUAAUUUUGGCAUCUCUGUAUCACGAAGACAGAAGAAAUUAGUGUACAGAUAUAUUAAAUUGAAAGGAAACGUUCUUGA